Molecule: messenger RNA, 1999 nt
Organism: Moneuplotes crassus
Lineage: Eukaryota; Ciliophora; Spirotrichea; Euplotida; Euplotidae
Source: the annotation of a GenBank genome assembly
AUGUUAGCUUCAAGUCGUGAAGAAUCUCUAAACCAGAAAUCAGAAAUUGUGAAUAACAAGAUGUCUAUUGUUGGCUCAUUAACCAAUAAGCAUGAUAAAGUGAUCUAUAAAGCAUUUGCAGUAGCCAUUAUUUGCCAAGAUGAUAUCGACACAGCUCUGGAACAAAUCUCCAAGGAAGAUAAUAAAUUUUUUGAGGCUAAGAAUGUUAUCAUGGCUUAUCGGAUAAAUUCCCCUGAAGAAGUUCUCAUCAGGUCUAAAAAUGGGCAUGAUAUUGUGGAAGGUUUUGACAACGGUGAUCUUGAAGGCUGUGGAGAAAAAUUAUUGCAUCUCCUUCAAAGGAUCGCAGUAGAGAACAUCCUUAUAAUCGUUGCAAUUAGUUACUAUGGAAUCAAAGGAUCUCUCAGGAUUGGAUCAUAUUCCCAUUGAAUCAAUAUAGCAAGGGAUUUGUUGACUUCUUUACAUAAUAAAGCUGUUGAUUAUGAAGAAACACCUGAAGGAGAAGGUGAAGAAAAUCAAGAAUAUUCAGAUACUCAAAGUGUUCUUAAAGAUACAAGAAAUAGAAUCCGAUUAUCUACAAACCCUGGUCAAAAUAGAGUUACCCACUUUAAAAAUCCUUCUCAAAGAAUUAGUUUUAUCAGCAACCAAAGAAAGCAUGCAAAAAGUAGUCAGAAUAGGAUAACCAUCAAUGCUAAUUACCCUAUAAGGAACAUGUAUUCUCCUCAAUCAAUCAGUGAAAAUGAUGAUUCUACAGUAAAUUUUCAAAAUAGAUCUAUAAUGUCUCCUCACUUCGGAGAGAGGCAAGAAAUAGACUCUAGCAAUGUUAUGCCUAGAGUUUUUAAUUUCCCAGGAGUUAUGGGUCAGAAUGCCUACAACUCCAAUCGACCAAAUACCUAUUACUCUGAUCUUGCUGCAGCAAAUAGCAAGUUUUCAAAUACUUCCAGAAGGAGAAAAAACCAUAGGGGCAAAAACCAGCUGAACAAGACAGGAAUACAACUUGAAGCCAGUGGCAAAAAGAUAAAAUACAGUUUCAACGAGGAUCUCAAUUUUAACAAAACGUUUGCAUUUGCUAGCGACCCAAGGAAAAGGGUCAGCUUUGGACAAGGCCUCAGAGCUGGACAAAUUAAUUACUCAGCUAUAAAUAGUCAUCGCAAACAAGGUUCAUAUACAACGAAUAGAGAACGGCUAAAUAAGACAGCUAAUAAAAUUAGUCCUCAUUUGCCAAGGAUCUCAGAUCACUCUCCAUUAACACCGAUGCAAACCUCUACAAAUGAGGUAAUCACUGAAGAAGGAAAGUUGACUACGGAGAAAUAAGCUAAUAACAAAAUUGAAAAAGAAUUACCAGCAUCAGCAAGAAAAUUUAAAGGCUAAAGAAAUCGAAGCUCAACGAAUGGCGAAGAUGAAAGGAAAAUCUGAUCUUGAAGGUCUUGAGCCAAUAAAUUACCAGUCAAAAGUACAGACAACAAAGAAACCGGUCUUUUCAAUGAUCCCAAGAAAAAUGCCUUCUCCAAAACCAGGGAACUUUCUGCAACCUAAACGGUUGGUUUUGACAGAUUAUAAAGUACUGGUGCCAUCAGCAAAAGCAGCACCGACAGUGUCAGUGUUUAACAUGCAUGAGAACCUUCCUGAGAGUGACUCCCGAGAACAUCUUGAUGAAGUGGAGAUCCCUGAUAUCGACCUGACUAACUACGACAAUGCUUCACUUGGAUUUAUCCUGAAUGGUGAAGUAGAGAGACCUAAAUUCAGAAUCCACGAUGUGAGAAGAAUGAUGGAUGAAGUCCCAACAGACAUCAAUAGACUUGAAAAUUAUAUCGAUAGAGUAGAGCUUGAUGAGAAGCCAACCAAUGUUCUUGUAAAACUUGCAGAACAAUGCAAGAGGAGAAGAAGAAAAUUGUAUAAAGAUCUCCGAAAUCCUGAUAGUAGCUCAAGCAGUAGUGAAGAGAGCGAAGAAAAUGAGAUGAUAUCCAACUUUAAAGCAUACAGGAUCCAUAAUAGGUUCUAG